Hevea brasiliensis (rubber tree) is the source of this 756-nucleotide messenger RNA. RefSeq names its product proline-rich receptor-like protein kinase PERK15. Gene Ontology annotation, biological process: protein phosphorylation. The record is from RefSeq and is a predicted model, not a curated record. Lineage: Eukaryota; Viridiplantae; Streptophyta; Magnoliopsida; Malpighiales; Euphorbiaceae. Gene Ontology annotation, molecular function: ATP binding; protein kinase activity. The transcript has 3 exons. The coding region runs from base 167 to 646 and encodes 159 amino acids.
UAUUAAGACCUGAGAGCUAAACAAGUCCACUGUCCAGCCUCUCUCUCUCUCUCUCUCUCUCUCUCUAGUAACUAUAACAGCAUAAUUGCAAAAAACCUCGCUGGUUGCAAUAUUGCCACAUGCUUAUAUUGUAUGGUCGUUGAUUAGAGAAACUCUACAUUUAUUGAUGAAUAUUGACAACGACAUGAUGCCCAGUACUGAGUCAUAUCGCCCAACAUCCACCGGGGAAACGUACUCAGUGUCCCCACCACAGCAAAUGGAUCUGACUGACUCUAGCUCACCUGAGGAUUUUCAAGUAUAUGAACCCAGGAAAUUUACAUUUGAAGAACUAGCAAUUGCAACUUGUCAUUUCUCUAACAACGAACUCCUUGGCAUUGGUGAUUUUGGUGAUGUCUAUAGGGGAUACCUUCCAAGUGGUGAGGUCAUUGCUAUUGAGAAACUUAAAUAUAAGCGGGAAGGACAACAGGAAGAAGAAUUCAAGAAUCAGAUUAAGGACUUUGGCAUUGUGUCUCACCCAAAUCUUGUUAAGCUGGUUGGCUACUGCGGUGAAGAAACAGAAAGAUUGCUUGUUUUAGAGUUUGUUCCCAACAAAUCUUUGAGAUUUCACCUAAGCGAUGUAAAGCAAAGAUCAAAUUUGAAGUGGUAAAAAAGAAUGCAAAUUGCCAUAGACUCUGCGAGAGAUUUGGCAUAUCCACAUGAAAAAUGUGAGUAAUCUAUGUCAAUCAAGGUUUGCUAUAUAUGCUCUUUUAGCAAUUG